Messenger RNA from Staurois parvus, 366 nucleotides. NCBI's taxonomy places the organism in Eukaryota, Metazoa, Chordata, Amphibia, Anura, Ranidae. The record is from the annotation of a GenBank genome assembly.
AUGGAGCCCCCGGGCAAUAGGGGAUCAUGGGGCCCCUGUGUACUUGCCCAAUAUCAAAAAAGCCUAUGAAAAAGGUACCAGGGGCAUCUCAUGGAGCCCCCUACAAACCCCGGGCCCUCGGGCAGUGCCCGAGUUUCCAAAUGGUCAGUCCGCCCCUGGGUGUUGCUGUUGGACGGUUCCUCCCAAACAGGGGCGGACUGACAACUCAUAAGGGCCCCCGGCAAUAGGGGAUCAUGGGGCCCCUGUGUCCUUGCCCAAACUCAAAAAAGCCUAUGAAAAAAGGUACCAGGGGUAUCUCAUGGGGCCCCCUACUGACCCUGGGCCCUCGGGCAGUGCCCAAGUUUCCAAAUGGUCAGUCCGCCCCUG